This is a messenger RNA of Guillardia theta CCMP2712, 570 nucleotides long. RefSeq lists its product as hypothetical. The record is from RefSeq and is a predicted model, not a curated record. The transcript has 3 exons. Bases 1 to 570 code for a protein of 189 amino acids. Lineage: Eukaryota; Cryptophyceae; Pyrenomonadales; Geminigeraceae.
AUGGCCUGCACCUUGUCAGGCUGCAUUCCUUGCGCGUACAAGCUCGUCGUGCAGCCUUUCAUCAAGCACGAGCAGCCGGUUCAGGCCGAACCGUCGGCCCGAAGAAUGCAUCCGCAUGCGAGCAGCAUCAAGCUCGCCUCCUGCAGCAAGCUCGCCGCUGCCAGCGACCUAGCUGCUCUCCUCCCCAAGUCCUCCAUCCUCACAGUAGGCGACGGUGACCUGACCUUCUCCAUCAACAGGACGCGGGAGGUUUCCGACAUGGGAUGCCGUCACUUAUGUCUGGAGAUGCACGUCGAGGAGCGAGAAGGAGGAGGAGAUGGGAGGGAGAGGAGCGCAGGAGCGGGUGGCGCUGAUGCAUCUGCUACGAAGGGAGGGCAUGAUCGACAGGCUGAGCGAGGAGGCGAGGAGACAGCGGAGCAGCAGCAGCAGCAGAGCGGAGAGGAGAGGGGGUGCGUGCUCGACAAGGCGGGAGUGCACGAGCUGGAGGAGGAGGUGGUGGUGUGCGACGGGAUGAUCCGGCUGAGCGACAAGAUCUUGGACUCGAUCUGCAAGCUGCUGCUUCUUGGAUGA